Messenger RNA from Apis florea (little honeybee), 4976 nucleotides. It is a transcript of the gene bif, whose product is annotated as protein phosphatase 1-binding protein bifocal. The record is from RefSeq and is a predicted model, not a curated record. Lineage: Eukaryota; Metazoa; Arthropoda; Insecta; Hymenoptera; Apidae. Gene Ontology annotation, molecular function: microtubule binding. Gene Ontology annotation, cellular component: rough endoplasmic reticulum membrane; nuclear membrane. Gene Ontology annotation, biological process: neuronal signal transduction; chemotaxis.
ACCCUUUUUCUUUUUCGCUUUAUAUUUCCCGCCCUCUGGAAUCGAAGUUUCGCUCGCGAUACACCCUCGUAACCCUAAACGCGAUUUCGAUUAUUGGUCGGCGAUAUUCGAUAGCAACGAUAUUUGAUCGGUCGAAAGCGUAACGUCAGGGUGGUGGAGAGAGCGAUAGUAAAGGAAAACGGGGCUAAGAAGAGGGGUGAAAGAGAAGAGAGAUUUGGAUGGGCUGUUUCGUGCUACGAGAGGGGGCUGGUGCAUAGGAGACGGGAGAGAGAGGCGAUAUCUCGACAGGGACAGGAGUGGAGUGCGUGCGAACGAGUAAGGACGGCCGUGCUCGCCUUUCGUCGGCGUUUCGUAUGAGUGCGUGAGUGCGUGCGUGAGUGCGUCCUCACAAGCAGAUACUUUCGAUUUCCAACGAUUGGCGAACCUUUGCCGGGUACAACGUUGCACUAGGAAGCGGACAUGAUAGUUAUCAUAGAGUGAAACACUACGUGUACGAUACAUCGAAUCGUGCUACUCGUUCCUUUCGAUUUUGUGCGCAGUGUGCAUGUGUGUAUGCGUGUGCUUUUCUCACGACAGGUGCCUUUUUUUGGAUUAUUCUUUAUUAAACUUGCUUCAGAUUUCAUAUAUAUAUAUAUAUAUAUACAUACAGUCGUAUAGAAUCAAUGGCUAUUUCUAUUAUUUGCAUCAUGGCUCCUUGAUAACGAGUAUCUAUCGAGAAUAUUUUUUUUCUUCAAAGUAAAAGGAAAAAUGAUAUAAAUUAUUCCCGGCUGAACGAAACGUGUCUUCUGUCAACGUGCGCGUGCGAUCGUACAUAUGUGUCAAAGACAUCGAUUUUACAUCGAACGUUCGCAGCUGCUCAUGUUCUUUGUUGCUAGAAGAAUUUGUGCCAACAGUAUGAACACUAAAUAUUGCGUGUGAAGAAAAAAAUAUUUAUAUUGACAAGUAGAGAAUCGAAACGAGCCGAAGGGGAUUGUGGUGUCGCGUAAACUCGGGCGCGCGUUUGCGAACGCGCCCAUCGCGCGUCCAACAUGGCUACCACCAGCAACACGACGACAAGCGCCGGUGAAACGAACGGCAGUAACGUGCCACAAUGGAAAAGAGACUUAAUACAGCGUCGUAGGCAACAAAACAAAGUUCUCGCGAGUAACGGGGCCAGUGUGAAGCUAUGUUCCGCAGUAAUUGGCUCGUCGACGACAACAACGGGUGGAACAACAGAAUUCAUUGAUUCGACCGGUGUUCAAGAACAGUGUAUAGCCGGCAAUGUGUCAUCGAGAACGCGGACGACGAGCAGCGGAGAAGAUAGUGUGAACAUGGUGAAUAUAUCGAGUGUUAACGGUAGUAGUGGUGGAAGCGCCAUAGCUGGUGUCGUAUCAUCUUCGCCGUUUUUCUCAAGAGGACCGGCGUGUGGCGCCAUCGUCAGCAGCGGAACAACCGCCACCACGGACGUUGCCUCGACAGUCGCGUGCAACAUGCGUCUCGAAGUGGAUCUUUCGUUCUGCUCCGACUCGGAGGAUGUUGCGAACGAUACGAUGAGUAAAUCGUCGACGGACAUGGAACGAAAAUCGGAACAAGGUGACGGUUUGGAAAUCGAAGAGUCCAAGCAGGACGGAAGCAGUGAUUUGUUGUCAAAUUGCGACGAGCAUCGUGGUUGUAGAAGCAACAAAGUGGAGAGAGAUCUUCUCGCGGAUUUGGCGAAAAUGAAAACUGGUAAAAUCGAAACAGAAAUGGCGAGGAAUCGAGAGGCGAGUGACGACGGUGAAAGCGACAGUUCGGAAGAGCUGCAAUACGGACCGGGAAUAGUGAAUAAACUGAAGAGCAAAUAUCUUAACCUCACUCUCAAAGAGAUGAACAAGAAUCGCGUCUCGGUGCAACGUUUUAGACGCGCGGCGAGUCUCGAGGAUCUUUUGGAUUGUGAUGAGGAACACGGGGAGAAAAACGUGAGAAAAUACACGAAACGAACGACCAAUGGUGCUGCCGCGAAAACCGACAGGUAUAGAAACGCUUCCCGCGGCAAUGAAUCGAUGAAACGAGCACGAAGCGUCGAAACGUUAUUGAGGUACAAUGGGGCGGAUGAAGUUGGCAGUACCCACGGUGUAUCCCACGGUCGUGCCACCACGACGAAUGGUUUGAUGAAACAGGAACCGGUCAACGAUCAUAUUAUCUUGAUCGAUCGUAACCCGGUGAAAAUAGAAAGUCGAUUGAGCGAGCUUGACAGGCCGAAACCCGUGAACAAACCGAAGAGGAUCAAACCGUUGCUGGCGGAAACGGAAAGACCGCCACCGGAUCUAGUCAAGACGACGAUGAGGAUCUUCGAGGGAUCCGCGAGGAAGCUGAAACCAAAAGGCGAAGUUGCCGCGAAAGUGGCCACGUUCAAAACGAUCAACGACACGUUUAAGGCGCAGACACAGAAGAAGGUAGGGCCGAAACCACCCAUUCAACCUAAACCAUUCGUAAACGGGAAUUCCAGGCCGGUUCCAACUUCCCCGAAGAAGAUCGUGUUGCCGCAGAAACCCACGGCGGAGUUGAUCGAGACUCAGGACGGCCAGGAAGAGUAUCACAUCGACGGCGUGAUCACGGAUCCCAUAGUGCAGUCGGUGUCCUCGGUGGUCAGCAAGUUCCAGCAGAUCGAGAAGUCGCAUUCCCCGUCCCCGUCGCCCGAGCCAUCCUUCAAAUUGAAAUUCUCACCCGCGCCCAGUCCCGAGCCUCAAUUAAGUAAAUUAAAAUCCUCUCUGGAGAUCAGCAUCAAAUCACCGCCCGUAACGCCCGUUCUUUCCCCCAGAAUAUCCUCGCCCAGAUUGCAGAGCCCUUCGUCCCCGAUGAAGGACACGCUUAGGCAGAGCUCGCCGCGCGUGCACAGCCCCCCAUCCCCGUUGAAGGAUCUGACCAGACAGAAUUCCAGUCCCGUCCACAAACCGCCUCCGAGUCCCAGCAGGGAGUUGUUCAGACAAACGUCCAUGCCCGACAAUGGAAAGUUGUCGCGGCAGCAACAAAUCGAGGAAAACGGGAACAUAGUGAGCAUCGUGGAACAUCCGAGGCAGCAACAACCUACGGAGAGGAUACAGAGUCCGAUUGAACGAGAGAAGAUCGAGGAUAAGUCGCCGAUCGACAACGCGAAUCACAGCGACGAUGAGCACGAGCGAGAGGAAAUUGAUGGGCCGAAGACGAUCUCGAAAACGGCGUUGGAGAAUAUCGCGAGAACAGGCGUCACCAUGCAAUUUUGCUUUAGCGAUAAACCGAUAUCCAACAAGAGUUACUUGCCUGGAUUCAAGCAGAAUGGGCAGAAACCAAUGGACGAGCAAAAUCAAUCGGAUACACGAACAGAAACGAAGUUGUCGUCGCUGGAAUCCCGGGGCAAGUCGUUUUUGUCCGGAGGUUCCGCGAACGUUGUAACGGAUCAAGAGACAGUCUCCAGGCUGCAAGAGAGAUUAGAGUUGGACAACAAGAACGACAGGAAGAACGAGGAUGUUAAGGAGGAGACGGAGACCAAAGCGAACGUUGAAACGAAACCAAUCGGUGCUAUCUGCAGUCUGGGUUUGAUCAAGUCCUCGACCAACAGUUCGUAUCCGCAGGGGAACGAGUCGAAGACGAUAAGAUGCCAAAAGACCGAAUCCCCUCCCCAGAAACAGAUAGGGAUAAUCAGACCUCUCGUAUCCACCAAGACGCAACAUCCUCAGCAAAAUUUGAGCAAUCGAGAGUUGGAGAAGAAUCUGAUUAAUCGAGUGAAGAGCAUAGAACAACCGACCAAGGUAGUGGUUAGCUUGAAGAGCGCGGACGAAAUUCAACCUGCUAAAAAGUCGAAUUCAAGUGGCGCCGGAUUAUGGGAGACGAAACCUUGGAACCAGCAAAACAACACCAUGGUGUUCAAUUUCAGUAACCGGAAGGAGGUGCCCGAUUAUAUCGAGAACGAUGGACUCAUCAUUAAGAAGAAACGGGAGAAGCCGAAGGUCGGCGACGGUGGUAUCAUAGUGUUGGAUGCCACGUUGGACGCGUCGACGACCGACGAUGCUGAAUGGGAGCUGAGCGGUGGUCCACCGUCCCCUUGCGACGUGUCGUUCUGCAACGACAAUGUCCUCAUCAAUGGGCGCAGCAAUCUCUCGAGGACACCGAGAAAUCACAAGCAUCGAAUACAAUUUGAUGACACGGCUACCCGUACCUUCGAAUAUCCAAGCGAGGCAUCGAUGCUGGAGGGUGAGAGCAGUGUGGAUGGCGAAACUUCCGGUUCCGUCGAGCAAUCAACUCCGAUCAGUAAUAAAACGUCCUCGACCAAUUCGGCUACCGGCAUGUCAACCCUACUCGGUGGUGGUGGUGGCCUAGCCAGUUAUACUCCUAGCAAAGUCGACUUGACAUCAGAAGGAUUCGAAUUGGGCGUAACCAGAGCGAUGUCCUCGAAUUUGGUGACAACCUCGACAUCAUCGUGCCCGAUAACCACGACAACAUCCCAACCGGAGAACGAAACCGAAGUGGAUUACCUGAAACCGGCUCAAGACGCGGGUGCAUGGGGUUCCGAAACGACUGGUGAUCUGCUCUACUGACAUGACUGAAAAAAGGCGAGGAAGAUACGCGUGAAGCGAGAAAUAUAUUGCUAAAAGCUCAAAGCUCUCGAAUUAGAGCGAGGAAUCUAAAAAUUCCGACUAACUACUCAGAAGACUAAUUGACAAAAAAAAAAAAAGAAAAAGAAAAAAAAGAAUUUUUCUUUCCUUUUUUUCGUAGGCACGAAAGGAAGAGUCUUUUAUAGAAAAACGAAUGAUUAUUAUAGGGAAAGAAAAGAAAAAUAAUGUUCGAGGUUUUUUCGAGCGCUCUCGAACGAACGUCAAUGCGACGAUUGCUCACCUUACGAUUAUAAGAGAAGCUGUAACUUUUCAAGAAAUGCAUCAUGCGACGCAUUCACGAUUGAGAUAAAUUAUAUUUACAUAGGAUAGUUCGGUGUCGUAAGAACUGUGCGCAAUACUCUUUCAAUUACAAGGAAUGAAUCAAAA